This is a messenger RNA of Xyrichtys novacula (pearly razorfish), 6234 nucleotides long. Lineage: Eukaryota; Metazoa; Chordata; Actinopteri; Labriformes; Labridae. The record is from the annotation of a GenBank genome assembly.
AUGGAAGUCGGUGAGUGAUGCAAAUACAGAAAAACUAUUUUCUAUAUUUUUUUCUUUUUCAUAUAAAAGGAGAGGUUGGAAGGUUUGCAUGAUUGCUAUUGAAAAGCUGUUGAAAAGGGUCAUUUUAAAAUAUUGCCAUUAGAUUUACUCCUUUGUUUUUAACUAAUUGAUAUAAGUUCUGGUAUGUCUUGAUGUUGAAAUCUUUUAUUGUUAUCAGGAACUCGGGUACUUUUUCACAAAGAAAUCUCCUGCACUAAUUAUACAUCACAAUUUGUUUCAGAUGCUUUUUUGAAGGAUUAAAUUCAAGAAGUAUAUUUUUGAUUUCACCUGUUGAAAUUUCUGCAUUGAGAAAAGAACAAGCGUGACAGUAAAGACAGAGGAAAGAUUAUUUACAUGCAGCGUAAUCUGAUGGAAAAAGUAGAGUUAUUUGUAGUGUUGUGCACACUCGGAAAUUUAGACAUGAGGCACAUUUUCCGUCCAAAUAAGCAAAAAUAGCAGUCAGAUUCAGAGCGCUGGAAACAUAAAUUAAUGCAUAAAACAAGUUAACAUUCAACAUUCAACUCCCUCAUACUUAUGGGUGAAGCUUGAGAAGUUUGCCUGCUGGAAAAAUACCUUUAAAGAUAAAUAUUAAGAAAGAUUAUGGUUAAAAAAUGCAUAAUGAUCUUCAAAGUCUUGUCCAUUAUUUCAUUCAGAUUAACGAAGGUGAGAAAACAACAUAAAAGCAUAAAUAGAUAAUCUCUCCUCAGAUGAUACGCUCCCUGAGACCGCCAAGAGUGUGAAUUCCCGCUUGUUUUCACGGCAUGUUGCGAUGUUAGGAAAUAAAAUAUUAAAACUAAAAAAAAACCUCACUACACUGGGCAAGGUUUUUUAAGCUGCGGGCUUUGUGACACUUUAAACAUUAGGCUUAACCACUUCUUACAUGUUCUUUGCAUUUGUUUCUACUUGGAUUAAGGUUCAAUAUCUUUUAUCAAUCAUGGUUAGAAACAAUCUCUUUCAACUGAUCAGAAACUGUCUUCAAAAUGUCCAAACCAUCGUUUCACCGAUGUGACCUGCCAAACAGAAAACCUCGGUGAAAAUAAAAAUCUCUAAGCCGCAAAUGACUGAAUUUCAUUCCUCAUGGUCUAACAAAACAUCUUAAAAUAUGAAUUGAAAUAUGACAAAUCUUCUUUAUCUCUGCAGCAUGAUGUUGACUCACAAGACAGGAUCACAAUUUAUUAAAAGAUCUAUUUUUAUCUUCUUUCUGGUAACUUCCACAAAAACAAUCUAGGCAUUUGAUAUUUGGGGGGUUACCGUUUAUUUUAAAACGUUUGUGCUCCCUAAGUAAAUAUUUCAUGUCUUAUUCAUGUCAGUCUGAAUUUGCUUGACUAAAGCCAUCCUCCCCAUUUUUGCUUCCUGCAAUAUUGACUGAAAACCACAUAAAUGUAAACACAAACUGUAGAUCCGGAUAUUGUUCAAUCUUGAAAAUGUUCAUGCUAAGUCAUUUGUGAUCAUUUGUGAGGUGUUGGCAAACAUAAUUUCAGAGUUAAGACUAAGUACAAAGAAACUUAGUAUAUCCGUCAUUGCGCAGCCAUGAAAAAACAGCCGCAUGAAUCUAUAUAAACAUGUUUGACCUUCAGAUUGAACCUGAUAUGUUUAGUUGUUACCAGGUCAUACACCGUUUGAGCUGCUCAACAGUUCAGACUUUUUUAUGUCAUGAGCAUCAAAACUUUUCUAUCGGUGUUGUAUUUUAGACUGUGUGCAGAUAACUAUUUGGGUGGUUCUUCCUCUCUUCAGGGCAGUAAAUACGUCAAACAUGAUUUCCACAAAGAAAGUCGAGUUUUGAUCAGAACACUGACCAGUUUUCCAAAUCAGUCCAUCUUGAAUAAGCUUGAGCCCAGCGAACGUAACCUCAUGUCAAGAGCCUCUUUGUUUUAUACAGUUUAAAAAUGCAUUUGUAAAUACAGGGGGAAAAAGUGUUUACAGAGAUGGUUGUUUUAGAUGAUUUUGAGCACAUGCAGUGACUUUCACUGCGAAGUCAUGUUUUUUUUUUAAUGCAGUGUCGCCUGAGGGCUAAGAAUCACAGCCAUCCAGGGUUGAUUUUUGGCCUUGGCCAGAGAUGUUUCCAGAUUUUCUGGUUCUUUUUAUGGUAUUUGGUGUGAAGCACACAGUACAGGCCAAAAGUUUGGACACACCUUCUCAUUCAAUGUCUUUCUUUAUUUUUUCAUAUGACUAUUUACAUUGUAGAUUAUCACUAAAGGCAUCAAAACUAUGAAUGAACACAUGUAGAAUUUUGUACUUAUAAAAAAAGUGUGAAAUAACCGAAAACAUGUUUUAUAUUCUAGUUUCUUUAAAAUAGCCACCCUUUGCUCUUGAUGACAGAAGUACCUUGUCAGGGUUACUUCAGGCACUCCUGUGAAGUAAAAACCAUUUCAGGUGACUACCCCAUGAAGCUCAUUGAGAGAACAGCUUAAGUUUGCAGCGCUAUCAAAAAAGCAAAGGGUGGCUACUUUGAGAAAUCUAAAAUAUAAUACAUGUUUUCAGUUAUUUCACACUUUUUUCUUAAGCACAUGAUUCCACAUGUGUUCAUUCAUAGUUUUGAGAAUCUACAAUUUAAAUAGUAAUGAAAACAAAGAAAAUGCAUUGAAUGAGAAGGUGUGUCCAAACUUUUGGCCUGAACUGUAUAUUUAAUAUAAAAUGAUCAAUUUCUUCAGUGUCAAUCUGAUCUGUUGACUUGGCAUUACUUUUAAUUAUCAUUGGUUAAAUGAUUUACAAGACAGGUGUUCUUACCAACGCUUGAAACUGUGUCACAGCUUCUUUGGAAACUGAGGCCUUUAAAACAUGUUCUGUAAUCAGGUACAUCUGUACAUGCUGAUCCAAAAAAUGUUUUAAAAACGGAAAGGUUAAGUGUGAGGUCAUGCUGAGGAAACCAAUGUCAAUCUUUGAUUUCCUUAUCUGCUCAUGCCUUUCAGUUAUUUCACAACUUUCCCCUCUGCAGAGUAAAAAUAGCUAAAGAUCGGUGAAUUUUCCAUCCCUGUUCAGCAUGACAUGACCAAGAUUUGAUGAGGUAGUGAUAGGUUCAAUGAAGCUCCACCCCGGCUGCAUUCUCACAACACACACCUUUUUUUUCCAACCGCAUAGCGACAUACAUGAGCCUCACCACAACCUCAGACCCCUCACACUGACAGGAACACAGCUGAAUUUGUACUGAGGCGCAAAAAUGUACUCACUUAUUUCCUGUUUGUAGGCUUAGACUCUGCGCCUCACUCUCUGUUGCCAUUUCAAGCUUGUGUUGCUAAAUGGACAUCAAGCAUGACAUGUGACAGAUUUACACACUGACACACUUAGGCCUCUAACCUACUUUGAAAGUUUCCACAAUGUGAGGUUAUUACAAAACAAUAAUAAAGAGUAUUUUACAAUAAAAAGACACAAACCUUUAGGGAAUAUUACAUUCAAUAAAGUGAAAUUAAAUGACAUAGCUAUUUUUACUUAUUUUAUAUGAAUAAUUUAGAUCACAUUUUAUAUAGUUACCUAUAUCCACUUUGUCCCCUUGUUCUCUUUGUACUCCUUGUUUGAAUAAAAAGUAAUAGAAACUGUCUAAAAAAAUUAUAUUUUCACAUAAUAGUGAGCUUUUUCAAAUCAUUUUUUGUCAUAUUAGAUUAUUAUGUUGACCUGCUAAGUAUGUAAUUUAUUUUUGAAACACUUUUUUAACAUGAUAAAUGUUACAGAUUGAAAUCACAUUCAUUUUUAUUCAUCUGUUUCAAAAAGAAGUUCUGAAAAUUUUUAUUUUCCUCCAAAAAAAAUCUAAAAUCAUUAAGAAUCAUACACCAAUGAGCUUAAUUUAAGGUGGCUUUACAAGAAAAGCUGCUCAAGUUUUAAAUAAAUAAAAUUGUAUGUUAUGAUCAGUCAAGUAAGAGAAUAAAAGAGGGGGUAAUACCAUAGCUUUUAAAAUCUUUUAAAUUGUUUUUUAUGAGAUUGAAGAAAAUGACAACAUCUGUGUGGAGGACAUUUUGUUAAAGAAAAUAGAACCUAAUGUUUUAUAUUGUCUAAAAAAAAUGUGGUUCAGUGAGCAAAGCAUCAUACACUAUAAACCUAUAAAACUGAUGUAUAGUGAACACAUUAAAUAGAUAUGUAAAAAAAGAUAAAACUACAAUAUUUGCUGUAGUAAUUUAGAGGGGAAGCAUAGAAGUAUAUUGUCUGCCCAUGUGGAUGGAUUACAAACGAUUUGAAACUAAUUCUGGCUGGAGGUUUAACAAAAACACACAUACACAGAGAUCUGUUUUGACAUCAGAAAUCACUUCUCUUUUCAAAGUUUCCUCUUGUUGCAUAGAAUCAUUAUGACCAAAUCUUCAUCGUGACUUAAUGUUUGUAAAGAUUUUGGAUUUUCACUUGAUAUUUGUGUUUGCAUACCCAUUUGCAUAUAGCUUUAGUCCAUUGUUUUCUCAAGGUUAAUAAUUUGCUCAGUAUAUUUUGGGUUUUAAUGAUAACAUCAAUUCAAUAAUUUUUUUUUCUGUAUCACAUUGAAAUGUUGUUUUCUCUGUUGUGUGUGGAAUUUUCUCACAUCAUUGACAGGAUGUUUUCUGCUGGGGGGAGUCUUAUCUUAUCACUUUACCAUCAUUCUGUAACUGGUCAUUAUUCCCAUCUUACAGUUGAGGUAAUCAGGAAGAAAAAAAAUACAAGAAAGACUUAAACUCAAAAAUUAAACCCUAAAACAUGCAACCUGUACUUUGUUUGUCCUGCAGAGACUUUCUUCAGAGAUCCCAUCGUUUGUUACGUUCUUGAUGGGGUCCUGGUUUUGUACUGUAUCGUGGCCACAGUGUUAUUCUUCAGAGAAAGGGUGAGUCACAUUAAAACAGACAGCAUGCAGUUUAAAAUGCACCUGCAACAAGUACAAUCUUGUAUCUAUGAAUUGAUCAAAAAUUUUUAUUGUUUUGUCAAUAAACAGUUAAAGACUGGUGAGAAAAUGAACGUUACACCCUAGAGUGUGAGCUUUAUAAUGCUUCCCUGUACAGUUCAUGAUCAAACAUUAAAUUUUUCUGAACCAGUCUCAUUGGAAACAGAGAAAAACAACACAUUUGACACAUUUCUUCACGUCAUGCUCUUCCAGUUAACACAUAAUCCAGUACUCUUUUACUGAAAAGAAAACAAACCAUGAGCUCUACAGGGUUUCUUUCCAUUGAAAAAGGUAAAAGAGGUCACCACAUGCCCGUUAAGAUGCCUCUUCUAUUGGCAAAAACUAAUUGAGGUGCCUACUGAAGUUCCUUUAUCAGUGGAGAAAAUAGUUGUUUUGCCCACUGAAGUCCCUCUUCUCAUAAAAAAAACUGGUUGAGAUGCCCACUGAGGUGUUCAUCCACCACAGAAGCUGAGCCCCCACCACCAUGACUACAAGAUAGGACUAUGAUUCUCAAAUCUAAUACUCAUUUAGAGGUAUAGCUCUUACAUGACAAUUUUUUUUGUUUGUUAACUUUUUUUUUUUUUUUUUAUCUUGGAGUAGUUUUCCUUGCCCCCACCUGUACCUGUUGGAGAGCCUGUAAGUGCCCACAUUAUUUCUUUAAAUAAGCCCUCAUGAUGAACAUAUUUUUCAUAUUUAUAGAUUUACUUAUGUAUGUGAGCAUUUAAAGCUUAUUUUACAUUCAUGUGUUUGUCUUACAAAACAAGCAGGAGGAAAAUGGACGCAUUUACCAGGUAAGGACGACACUACACUACAAAUGUUUUAUUACUCUUGAUCUGCUAGAAGGAUUUUCUUCAUUAUUUUCAUACUUUCUUUGUAGGAACUUGAGAGACCAAGAGACGCGGAUCAGUAUCAGGUGCUUGAACCAUCAAAGAAAAAGGUAAACCGCCAAAAAUUUAAUUAAAGGUAAUCUUUCAAACUACCAUAACACCUCAAUUCUCAAUCUUUUUUUUGUUUGUUUGUUUUCUGCAGAAAAAAACACCAAAGAAAAAGAAACCAAAGGUAACAUAUAAUCACAAUGUGAGGCAUCAUCAUUAUAGCUAUUCAUCACAUUAAAACCAUGGCUAAUUGUAAACUAUGGCCAUCACACAGUACACAUUUGAGUUGUUUUGCUGUUUUUUUGUCCCAGUAAACUCAUCAGUGACCUAUCGUUUAUGAUGAAAACAUAAUUAAAAGACUCUCAUGUCAAAGCACAGACUGAACUUUUUUUUCUCCUUUUACAGCCAAACACAGAUGAGGAGAGGAAUGGAGACCCCAAUGAACCCCCCGCCCCCCGAGGCUCAUCUUCACCUCAGCCUCCACAAUAA